UUUUAGUCAUACCUUCCCCCUUGUCCUUCCUACCUUCUCCAUAUAAACAUGCACCCUUCUGCAGAUUGUUUGUUUUACUUUUUGACCUGUGAGCCACCAUGGAGUUGUCUGUUCUCUGGGGUUUGUCUGUAGCACUGCUGAUAUGUCCUCUUUAUAUGGGUGUAGGUGUUCUGUGUGAUGUCACCUGUAAUGAGGAGAGAAUGGGCAUGGAAGGAGGUAGUUACACUCUCACUAAGAAGCUUGAGUAUGGCAGCAUUAUGAUAUACCACUGUCCAGAAGGGUACUAUCCAUAUCCUGCUUUAACUCGUUCGUGCCUGAAAAGCGGAACUUGGAAGCCACUGCCAAAAAGAAGACCUCCUCAACAGUGCAAAAUGAUCGAAUGCCCCAACCCCUUGGUUUUAGAAAGUGGUUCGGUCUUGCCUGUACAAUCGCAAUAUUUUGUCAACAAUAAGACCACGUAUGAGUGUUAUUCGGGAUACUCACUGCGCGGCUCAGCCUCCCGUGUGUGCCAAGCCAAUGGGAAGUGGAGUGGGGGCACACCCAUAUGCAGCCGUGACUCAGGAAGUGAAGAUCGCUGUGCUGACCCUGGGAUUCCAGCAGGUGCUAGGAGGUCUGGUUCCAGUUUUGGCAUUGACGACAUAUUGUCUUACCGCUGUGACGACAGCUUACAUUUGUUGGGGUCAAAGACACGUGUAUGUCAAGAGAGUGGCCAAUGGACUGGGACUGAGCCUAAAUGUUACUACAAGCACACGUAUGACACUGCGCUGGAGGUCACGGAGGCCUUCGGCAGUGCUAUCAGAGAGAGCCUUCAGAUGGCACUGCCCGUUGAUGACACUGAUCAGGAAGGAAAGAAGAUCACAAUAGAUAAAGGAGGAAAGCUUAACAUGUACAUUGCUAUGGACAUAUCUGACAGCAUUGCGGAGACAGACUUUAACAGUGCAAGAAAUGCUGUCAAGAAACUUAUCACAAAGGUUAGCUCCUUUUCAGUCAGCCCAAAUUACGAAAUAAUUUUCUUCGCCUCUGACGUAUUAGAGGUUGUCAACAUAAUAGAUUUUUCUGGAGAUAAAAGAAAACCACUUGAGCAAGUCUUGGCUGACUUGGACAACUUUAAAUAUGAUGCUAGAGAUAAUGUUGGGACCAAUCUCAACCUUGCAUUUAAAACCAUCCUGGAACGCAUGGCUAUCCAAAAACAACGAAAUGAAAUGCUAUUCAUGGAGAUCCACCAUGUCCUCAUCUUUUUCACAGAUGGUGCUUACAACAUGGGGGGUAGCCCUGAAAACACAAUGGCCAAAAUUAGGGAAACUGUGUACAUGAAUAACGAGACAAAACGGGAAAAAUAUCUUGAUGUUUAUGUUUUUGGUGUCGGAAGUGACAUUUUUGAUGAAGAUAUCAUGCCACUAGUGACAAAAAGGAACGGCGAGAGGCAUUAUUUUAAACUAAAGAAUGUUAUUGAUUUGGAAAAAACCUUUGAUGAUAUAAUUGAUGAAAGCCAGGUUGUGGGUAUUUGCGGACUCCAUAAAAACUAUGAUGACAAUACCCCAAACACCAUACGUCAAAGAUACCCCUGGAUGGCACGGAUUGACAACACACAUGAGGAAGGAAAAGCUAGUAAAUGCAUGGGGUCUCUGGUCACUCGCCGCUUCAUCUUGACUGCUGCUCACUGCUUCAAGUUCGAUGACAAGGCAGACAAUAUCCGUAUUACAAUGGGGGAAAAUCAAGUUAUAAAGGGAGCAUCACGUAUAAUAUUACAUCCUAAUUAUAAUAUCAACGGUAAAAAGAAUGACGGGAUAAACGAGUUCUAUGAUUACGACGUAGCUCUCAUCAAACUGAAGAAUGAUGUAGAUGUCUCUGUCCACAUAAGACCAAUUUGCAUCCCUUGCACAAAGGAAACAAGUGGCGCUUUAAAACUGGUAGGAGAGGCUAUCACCUGCAAGCAACAAGAACAGCUAUUGUUCAAAAAUCCAUUAGAAGAAGUCAGUUUCAUUUCAUAUGAUAAAAAGGAAAAAAUGGAUCAACGUAGCGAUGCCAAACUAAAGCUUCAGGAUCAGUUGAGGGACAAUUGUAUCGAAAUGGCUGUUACUGAGGUAGAAGGAAUAACACCACUUAAUCUAAAGGAUAUUGUGACUGAUAACUUCCUGUGCACGGGUGGGAAACAACCUACUAGAGAUAAUGUUGCCUGCAAAGGUGACUCCGGUGGAGCUGUGUUUAAGGACUAUGAUAAACACCGCACCAUCCAGGUUGGCGUGAUCAGCUGGGGAACCAAGGACCUGUGCCCUGGUGGUUACAGUGAUAUCAAACAGGAGUCUAGCGAAACGUCCAGAGAUUUCCACAUCAACCUCUUUAAAGUUGUGCCGUUUCUGAAGAAGUAUUUGGGGAAUGAUACAGACGAUUAUCAACCUCUUGAGUUUUUAGAGAAUUGAAGAGUUCCAUUCCAAAACACUCUAUUUUCAGAAAUGUUGGUUAAGUAUCUUUUCUGUUUAAAGAACAUAUACAAGAGAUUGGUGUGUUUUUUCACUCUAAUUAUGUAACGGGGUUAUUCAAUGACAGGUAUUUGUUUCAAAUCGAUCACUUGAUGGUUUCAUUUCAGAGAAACAAAUUAUCAUGGUUUUUUGGCAAAUUGUUUUUUUUACACAGUCAAAUGUAAACACAAGAACUGUACAAAUUAAACAUUUGUAACAUCAAUAUAAAAAUGAAAAAAAUAUUCAAAACAGUAAUAUGAGAUCUCUAUGUAAAACAUUUACAUUUGACAUUUAGUGGAUGCUCAUAUCCAUAGUGACUCAGUCAUCUUAAGAUAGCUAGGUGAGACAACCACAUAUCAUAGUCAAAUUGAGUAAACAAACAUUCCAUUCCAACUAAACAAUGGAUAUAUACUGUAGCUUUUUGCAAAACACCACAUUUUAAUACAUAUCUACAAUCUAUUAAUAAAAAAAAUCUGAUAACAGUAAUAUUUUACACACACACACACACACACACACACACACACACACACACACACACACACACACACACACACAC
Molecule: messenger RNA, 3015 nt
Organism: Oncorhynchus keta (chum salmon)
Lineage: Eukaryota; Metazoa; Chordata; Actinopteri; Salmoniformes; Salmonidae
Gene: cfbl
Product: complement factor b, like
Exons: 18
Coding region: 99-2420 (773 amino acids)
Biological process (GO): complement activation; proteolysis
Cellular component (GO): extracellular region
Molecular function (GO): serine-type endopeptidase activity
Source: RefSeq, a predicted model, not a curated record